AAGUAGAUAGCGCGGCUUGCAUCAGUAUGUAGGGAGAGAGAAAUAAUUUCUGAGAUUAUUUGUGAUCCAGAGCUGAUACUCGCAAGACUUCUUUGUCACAGGUGAAGACUGGUAUUUUGUGAGGGCUGUUCUUAAUGGUACUCAUCUGAUGUCCUUUCGCUGAACGGUAAAUCCGCCCGAGUUAUGUGGGGACGAGUUUUGCAUCUUCCAUGUGUCAGACGCCCAUUGGGGUUUGAUUUAAGAACUUGUGUGCUUCUGUAAUUCUUUUUCGCUACCGCUUGUGUACCCCGCACCCGUCCUGUGGUCCUCAGCUAAUGAUAAAAAAGGGAUUGGCAUUGUGUCAAUUUCAUAGAGUUUGGCCACAGCUCAUCACACCAGUUGUUUUGACCAGGAACACUGUAGAACCUGUUUCUAUUGCAAUUUUACAUAGUUUUAUCAGAAAGAAGUUGUUCUCUGAUUGCAAAUUUCCAAACAUCUCAUCGUGUUCAACAUUAAGGUCUCUACCAUCCCCAAAUAAAGUUUCAAUACCUUUGGAUUAUUAUAAUUCAUUCCACUGGAAUUGUUUUGGCAUUGCAAGGAUGUCAUCAUUCCCAUUCUAUGUAGAAUAUGACAAGAGAGGUGCAGCAAAAUGCAAGAAGUGCAAGGAGAAAUGUGAAAAGGGGAUAAUUCGCAUUGGCAAGAUUGUUCCGAAUCCAUUUUCUGAAUCUGGGGGAGAAAUGAAGCAGUGGUAUCAUGUGGACUGCUUAUUUGAUAUGUUCAAGCGUGCUCGAGCCACCACAAAGAAGAUAGAGGAUCCUGUGGAAGAUAUUGAAGGCUGGGAAACCUUGGAAGAUGAUGAUCAGAAAAAGAUAAGAGCCUUAAUUGAUGAUCUUCAGAAUAAUAUAUCUCAAAAAAAGACCACCCCUAAGAAACAAGCACAAAAAGCCACACCUACCAAACAAACUCCUCAAAAAGCCACACCUACCAAACAAACUCCUCAAAAAGCCACACCUACCAAACAAACUCCUCAAAAGGCUACACCUAAUAAGCAAACUCCACAAAACAAACAAGUGCCUAACCCUGCAGCAACUCAGAAGAAUUUGAAGGUGAACCGUGCAGCAGGAGGUCAUGACAUUUCAAAAUCUGCACCUCCUUCAAGAACUGACCCAGGCAUGGACCGAAAUCAUAAAGACAACUCUUUUAGGGAAUUUCGUCGGAUAUGUGCAAGUGUUGCUGAGGAACCAAGCUAUUUGAGCAAAACUGAAAUAAUGUCAAACUUUUUAAAAAAUGGCACAAGUAAAACUGGAUUUGAGGGUGACCUAAGACUAUGGGUGAAGCUACUUCUCCCAGGAGUGGUCAAACGAGUUUAUAACCUUCAGUCUAAGCAACUUGUUAAACUUUUUUCACAGCUGUUCAACACUAAUUUGGAGGAAAUGAUUGAAGACUUGGAGCAAGGUGAUGUGGCAGAAACUAUUCGCAAAUUUUUUGAAGAAUCCAAGGCGCUUCCUCCUAUUAAAAAAAGUAUUUUGACUAUACACGAAGUUGAUGAACUAUUAGAGGAACUCACAGGAAAAACACGAGAAGAAGAACAGUCUAUUAUUUUAAAGAAGAUUGCCAAAAAAAGUACUGGUAACGAUUUAAAGAUGAUUGUGCGUUUGAUAAAAGCAGAUUUGCGGAUCAAUGCAGGAGCAAAACAUGUAUUAGAUGCUGUUCGUCCUGGUGCUUAUGAAGCGUUCCAAACAACACGUAACAUAGAUUCAGUAAUGGACCAAAUUCUUGCUGUGGGCAGUUCUGGCGUCAACCUUCAAAUGACGGCCCAAGUUAUGACUCCAGUCCUUCCUAUGUUGGCAGAGGCUUGUAAAUCAGUUGACUAUGCUUUCAAGAAGUGCCCUAGUGGAGCAAUGUUUUCCGAGAUUAAAUAUGAUGGAGAAAGAGUUCAAGUCCAUAAGUUGGGCAACGACUUUGCAUAUUUUUCACGUUCACUGAAACCUGUGAUGCCUCAUAAGGUGUCUCAUUUUAAGGACUACAUACCCAAGGCUUUUCCUCAUGGUAAAGACCUUAUUUUAGAUUCUGAAGUGCUGCUGAUUAGUACCAAAACAGGAAAUCCUCUGCCCUUCGGAACUCUGGGGAUCCACAAGAAAGCAGCGUUCGAGGAUGCAAAUGUGUGUCUCUUUGUGUUUGACUGCAUUCACUACAAUGGUGAAGAUCUUAUGAACAAGCCCUUAACAGAACGUCGUAAAGUCUUGGAGGAGAGCAUGGUUGAGAUUAAGAACCAUAUUAUGUUCUCCGAGAUGAAAUUAAUACGUAAAAAGGAUGACUUGCGGGAUAUGAUUAAACAUGUACUCAAGGAAGGUCUUGAAGGUCUUGUUCUCAAAGACAUUAAUAGCAUUUAUGAACCUGGAAAGCGACACUGGUUAAAGGUGAAGAAGGACUACUUGAAUGAUGGAGCAAUGGCUGACUCUGCUGACUUAGUGGUGCUGGGGGCCUGGUAUGGAACUGGAAAAAAAGGCGGAAUGAUGUCUGUUUUCUUGAUGGGGUGCUAUGAUCCCAAUAUUGAUAAAUGGUGUACAACCACCAAGGUUCACACAGGUUUUGACGAUGCAGCAUUGGAGCGACUGCAGACAGAACUGGAUAUGGUAAAGAUCAGUCAGGAUGUAGACCGUGUUCCACCGUGGCUUAAGUGUAAUAAGCCCAUGAUUCCCGACUUUGUUGUUGCCGAUCCAAAAAAAGCACCAGUUUGGGAAAUUACAGGAGCAGAGUUCACUCGCCACCAAAUCCAUACUGCUGAUGGAAUUUCUAUUAGAUUUCCACGUGUCACCAGAGAACGUAAGGAUAAGACAUGGAAAGAAGCCACAAAUCUUGCAGAGCUCCAGAUACUGUACAAGAAUUCUCGAGAAUGUUUAGACUUUGAAUCGCUUGUCUCAGACACUAAUGACAGAACAGAUGAUGACGAUGACAGUGGUAAGAGGAGUGGAGGAUCUGGCUUCUCAACACCUGUUACAACUGUAUCAUCCAACAGUGUAUCGCCAAAUAAAGCAAUUGGAGAAAAGGCCAAGAAUAAGGUCCAGAAGACACUUGGUGGAUCCAAUAAAGGUGAGAGAGUACAAGAGGAUAAAAUACAAGAAAAGGCAAGAAAGGAGGUGAAGCAGGAGAAAAGAAAGUCGGGUGAAACGAUGGGGGAGACACCUCCGAAAAAGAUGUGCAAGUAUGGUGCCUCAUGCUACAACGACAAUGUGGCUCAUCAAUACCUCUACGAUCACCCUGUACCGCUGCUCCAUACACCUCCAACAGUAAAUCCACUGCCAGAUAUAUUUAUUGGUGUUCAAGUCAGUAUGCCAGAUACCAUCGACAAGAUUGAUGUAUUGAAAAGAUAUAUUAUAGCCUACGGAGGAGAAGUCGUCCCAGAGUACAAAGCCACUAAGAGCACACACUUUAUUGUUCCUGCUAAGGAUACAUCUCUUCUGUCAUCAUGUGUAGGGCCAAGAGUGAUUGUUGACUGGCUGUGGGACAGUAUUAAACUUCAGAAGCUCCAGCCCACCAAAAUGUACUACAGUUAGCCCACCACCACAAGAUAGUACAUGUUCCUGCACAUUUACACCUUUCCCUGACAUAGCUGCUGCCUUUAAAAUGUGUAGUCAGUAGUGGCAUAAGUUCUUGUAACACUAUAUUUGUUUCAUAUAUGCUGUAGUACUGAAGCAUCUUCUUCCCAAUGACAUCAUAAAUCAAAGAUAGGGUUGCUCAGUAUACAUUUAUACUGUACUGUAAUAAUGUAGUAGCUUUGACCGACCCAUAUUAAUGAAAGCUGCAGCAAGGACUAUCUGUUGCUGAUAAGCUUUACCAUAUUGUGAUUGUGUUGUGUGCUGCCAUUACUAAGGGUUUACAGCCCCCAUUACAAUUCUUAUUUAAAAUUGGAAUUAUUUGGUCUUGCCUAAAAAGUAUUUUUUCGCAUGAAAUAGUAAGUAUUGUACCUGAAAAAGGGUUUGAGUAAGUUGGAAAAUAUAUUUCUGUAGAAUAUCAAGUAAAUACUGUGUGAAGAGGCCAGUUGUGGAUGUUUACAUGCCAGGAGUUUAAAUUUAUUAUUAAAUAAAUUAUAUUUAUAUGAAUAUUCUGGAUUAUGUACAGAAGUAUGAGGUUUUGCAGUUAUACUAACUUUGUUGCAAAAAAAUUAAAAAAAAAUUAAUGCAAUGGUUAUAUUAUUCCAAUAGUAACUUUUGUGUAUACUAUGAUAAAAUAGUUCAUCAAAUCAUUAGACAGAGAGAGUUGUUGUGUAAAAUAAUCUUUCUUGGACCACAUCAAAAAUACCAAUACAGUAUAAGCAAAAUAAUAAUUAUAAACCUUAUUGUCAGAUAUCCCAUAAGUGUGUAUAUAUAUAUGUAUUACACAUCUUUAUAAUUGCAGGAUAUAAGCAAGAGAUAUACCUAGAUUCACUUAUACAGUUUAUAAGAUAUAUAUAUCUCUUAUAUAUAUGAUAUAUAAGUGGAUAUACAAGGGAUAUAUCUUAUAUGUAUAAGAUAUUAACUUAUAUCAUGUAACAUAAUUACCAGAUAUAAGCAAAAAUAAUAAUUACAAACCUUAUUGUCAGGUAACCCAUAAGUGUGUAUUUAUGUAUUACACAUCUUCAUAAUUACAGAAUAUUUCUUUUGUAAGAAUAAUUAUUUUCUAAUAUCUAGUUAUGGCAGUACGGUGGCAUUAAUUACUUACCUAUCAUUUCCUUACUCUCAAAAUUCCUCCAAGUAAGCAACUAUUGCAGACUAACAACUGCAUGUGUACAGUACAGGGACAUCUCCCUCAAGUGGAUCAAUUUGGGUUGUAUUGCAUAGGAAUCUCCAUUCAGGUACAGUAUAGCAAAUUUACUAUUUUCUCUAUUUUUGUGUCACAAUUAAUGCAGUAUUAUUAGUAUAUAUUUUAAUAACCAAAUCCCAUGGACAAGUAAAUACAGAACUUAAUAUAUGAAAUAUUUUUGUUUUCUGCACCACAAAUCCCAAUUAUCUGGAAAUUGCAUCACUAAUCCAGUCAGCUGAAGUACAGUAUGACCUAUCAUAAUUUUUCAUUUAUAUCUGAACUUUCACUGAACUGUGUUCCAUUCAAGUAAGUGUCACUGUAGUUGUUCUGAACAUGAUGCAUAAUAUCUCAUUCUGCUCCAUGUAAUGCCAUUUCUAGACUGACACCAGAUAUACGCUGUUUCUCUUUCCAUGAACUGAUGGUUUAUACAUCAUUCGAACCCACUGUCUGUCGGUCUCAGGUCCCUCAAUCACAUAUCUUAUUCUACUUUAUCACUCUAACGUCUUUGUUCUUUUCCCCAUUCCUCUUGUUCCAUACACCUUUGUAUUAUUGUUCAAAGCACUUGAAUAAUUUUUUUCAACAUCUCAAAAUUGUUUUCUAUUGUUAAGAGAGCACUGAUCGGAUUUGGUUUGUAUUUUUAAUAAUCAAUACUAGUGUGAAUAUAUAAGUAUUGUGGCUGCAUGCCACCAGCUGGCAAAUGAGAGAUGUCACAUUAAUAAGCAGCAUUAGAGAAAUGAACUCUACUUCCCUGUGUGUUUCAUUGAGGUAAAGUAUAUUUGACAUUCAUCCUUGAAUGCUCAAAGAUGCAUAAUAUUAUUGAUGCUCUUUUUGUUAGACUGAUACUGUUUGUAUUCAUUAGGCAACUAGUACAAGUUAUUGAGAGUAAAAGCAAUUAUUCUCAUAUUACAGUACUGUUCUUGCCUUAUGGUUGUGAAGAUAUGCACAGAUUACUGGUACAGAAUAUUUAAAAGGUAUCUUAAUUCUUUGUGAUUCAUCAUAUCCAAGUCUUCUUCACUUUUGUGUUACUUGCAGUUCUGAAUUUACUGUAAUUCAGUAAUAUAUUUGCUCUAUGUAGUAAGUAAAAAAUGAUUUAUGGUACAUAACUUUUAAUACUACUCAGCACAGAAGAGAGAGGGAGAGAAGAGAUAAUAUUCUGGUGUGUGUAUGUAAUUACCUAUGUGUAAUUACAUACACACACACAAUAUGUAUGUGUGUAUCGAGUGUGUGUGUGUGUGUGUGUGUGUGUGUGUGUGUGUGUGUGUGUGUGUGUGUGUGUGUGCGCGUGUGUGUGUGUGCGUGUGUGCGUGCGUGUGUAUGUAUUCUUUGUACAUAUUACUGUACUAAUUUGAUAUGUAUUCAACUAUUUGAGAGUGCACACAUGCUGGAAUAAAGUGUUUGUAAAUUUUACUGUAUAAAAUUUAUGCCACAGUUCAAAGUUGUAUUAGCUAGCAGGGACCAUAUAUUAGAUAGCAAUUUUGACAAUUUAUAAGGAGUGAUAACAUAAAUAUUUGUAAAUAAAUUCAAACUGUGUCAUUAAAAAAAUCACCAAUUAA
Procambarus clarkii (red swamp crayfish) is the source of this 6314-nucleotide messenger RNA. It is a transcript of the gene DNAlig3, whose product is annotated as DNA ligase 3. Gene Ontology annotation, molecular function: ATP binding; DNA ligase (ATP) activity; zinc ion binding. The record is from RefSeq and is a predicted model, not a curated record. Gene Ontology annotation, cellular component: DNA ligase III-XRCC1 complex; nucleus. Lineage: Eukaryota; Metazoa; Arthropoda; Malacostraca; Decapoda; Cambaridae. Gene Ontology annotation, biological process: double-strand break repair; DNA recombination; lagging strand elongation.